Messenger RNA from Strongylocentrotus purpuratus (purple sea urchin), 1567 nucleotides. Its product is annotated as zinc finger protein 431-like. Gene Ontology annotation, cellular component: nucleus. Gene Ontology annotation, biological process: regulation of transcription by RNA polymerase II. Lineage: Eukaryota; Metazoa; Echinodermata; Echinoidea; Camarodonta; Strongylocentrotidae. The record is from RefSeq and is a predicted model, not a curated record. The transcript has 3 exons. Gene Ontology annotation, molecular function: DNA-binding transcription activator activity, RNA polymerase II-specific; RNA polymerase II cis-regulatory region sequence-specific DNA binding. The coding region runs from base 234 to 1346 and encodes 370 amino acids.
UACAACUAAAGAUAUGGCAAAUAUAUUUAGUAUGCAGCUCGUAUAUGUGCCAUGUGAACGCACGCCAUAAAACUCCUAGGAACAGCAACAUGCACAGUGAUGUUGCAUUGGGCGAGAGGUAGCUGCAUGCUGUGUAUAAAGCCAAGGGACCUCGAAGGAUUUUCAUCGGGCCGCGGCCGGGUACGUAGAGCUCUGCUGUAUGCUAUCGUGUUUUAGCUGCAGCCUCUGCUAAAAUGUUCGAGAGAAGCCAGAAAAAACACAAAUUACGCACGAAAAUUUCAGACAGGAGAAAGGAGAAACCCCAACCAGCCACUAGACAGUCUAGAUACCCGAAGAGAGCAGUGAGCCGCAAGUCCUACAACAAAGAACAUGUUCCCGAUGAUUCUGGAGUCUAUAGAUGUGAGUACUGUGGAUCACUCUAUGCCAUUCCUCUUGUUUUAGCGAAGCAUCUCAAGUACAAACAUGGACACUAUGGUAUCAUCCCACAGGCAGGUGCACCAAAGAAAGAUGUUCUACAGUUCAUCAAAGGAGAAAUCAGAAGUACUAAAAUAACCUAUGUAUGUGAUCAAUGUGGCAAAGCAUUUAAUCAAGCUGGUGAUCUCACAAAACAUGAACGCAUCCAUACAGGUGAGAAGCCCUAUGUAUGUGAUCAAUGUGGUAAGGCAUUUAAUCAUGAACCUAGUCUCACAACACAUAGACGCAUCCAUACAGGUGAGAAGCCCCAUGUAUGUGAUCAAUGUGGAAAGGCAUUUAAUCGUGAAGAUGUUCUCACAAGACAUAAACGCAUCCAUACAGACGAGAUGUCCUAUGUAUGUCAUCAAUGUGGCAAGGCAUUUAAUCAAGAACAUAAUCUCACAAGACAUAAACGCAUCCAUACAGGUGAGAAGCCCUAUGCAUGUGAUCAAUGUGGUAAGGCAUUUAAUCGUGAAUAUCGUCUCAAAACACAUAAACGAAUUCAUACAGGUGAGAAGCCCUAUGUAUGUGAUCAAUGUGGCAAGGCAUUUAAUGAAGAAAAUAAUCUCACAAGACAUAAACGCAUCCAUACAGGUGAGAAGCCCUUUGUAUGUGAUCAAUGUGGCAAGGCAUUUAAUCUUGAAAAUAGUCUCACAAGACAUAAGCGCAUCCAUACAGGUGAGAAGCCCUAUGUAUGUGAUCAAUGUGGCAAGGCAUUUAAUCUUGCAAAUAAUCUCACAAGACAUAAGCUCAUCCAUACGGGUGAGAAGCCCUAUGUAUGUGAUCAAUGUGGUAAGGCAUUUAAUCGUGUGGGUGAUCUCACAAGACAUAAACGCAUCCAUACAGGUAUGAAGCCUUAUGUAGUAUGUAGGUAUGUGAUCAAUGUCGUAUAGCAUUUAAUCAAGCCGGAAUCUAACAACACAUGUACGCAUCCAUACAGGUGAGAAGCCCUUUGUAUGUGAUCAGUGUGGUAAGGCAUUUAAUUGUGUGAUAUGUGUAAUGAUACUCUACGUAUAGGGCUUUAAAAGAUAAAGACCAGUUAUGGUCAUGCGAUUGCAUUGUGAAAGAAACGUUGUGGAAUCGAUCAGAAAAGGUUGAUCAUCUUUAAAGAUAA